Molecule: messenger RNA, 570 nt
Organism: Colletotrichum lupini
Lineage: Eukaryota; Fungi; Ascomycota; Sordariomycetes; Glomerellales; Glomerellaceae
Exons: 3
Coding region: 1-570 (189 amino acids)
Source: RefSeq, a predicted model, not a curated record
AUGGAUUCCCAUUUUUUGUGUCUUUGCGAAUCAGCGCCGGCCCAAUUUCUGCGUCUUACCUCACAGAGUGCUCUGUACGGAGAACCUAAGAGUGUACGGAUACGGAUGCUUCGUCUGAACGUUGGAGUGGAUUCGCGGGACUGGGGCAAAUGCGCAGCCAAUGACGGCGAUUACAAUGUUGACCGCCGCAUCUCUUAUCUCCGUCCGGCCGGUACGGAUCAAGGUACCUUGCUGGGAGGUGUUAGGUAUUCGAGACAAAAAUUCGCACGCGUGGCUUUUUGUCGAACCGGCUAUUCCGUGCCGCUGCCGGCCGGAGUUUUCAGGACGUACUGCGUAUUGGUUACAAUUUUGUACAUUAAUAAGGACGCGCGCGGGACCACGGCGGAGACUGGGGGAUAUAACUCCAGCAAAGGGCGGGUGCCUUGUUGGUCAGCUUUUGACAUUUUGGUCUUUAACGAGAGACUGUAUUGGUUCAGUUUUCGGCCCACGGAGCUUGCGGCGCGCCGGUUGAGUGUUGCCGUCCUGAAUCCCACCUUUUCUCCCCUCCAACAUUCCAUUCCCGAUUCCUGA